Molecule: messenger RNA, 1230 nt
Organism: Aspergillus calidoustus
Lineage: Eukaryota; Fungi; Ascomycota; Eurotiomycetes; Eurotiales; Aspergillaceae
Source: the annotation of a GenBank genome assembly
AUGAAGCCUCAGUUGAUCGCGCCUCUGUUAGGGCUUCUCCUCCCAGUCACAGCCCAGCUAAACACACCCUUCACGGUUUCUGGACGAUGGAUCCUCGACUCAACCGACUCCCCUGUGACCUUUGCCGGGGUGAACUGGCCCGGCGCUGGCGAAACGAUGAUCCCCGAAGGCCUGCAAUAUGCCUCGAUUCAGUCCACUCUCUCGAAGAUAAAAUCGAUUGGCAUGAACGUCAUUAGACUCACGUUCCCCAUCGAAAUUGUCGACGAUAUAUAUGACAAAGGCCACGACACAACCGUCCUCGACUCGCUCAUUAACGCACUAGGAGACACUAAUGGUACAGCUGUCUUUGAACAGAUCAGUACCAAUAACCCGGAUAUCACGAAUACAACCACAAGACUGGAGGUUUUCGACCUCGUCGCCGCCGAAUGCGCCCGCCAGGGCAUCUACGUGCACCUCGACAACCACAUCUCCAAGGCAAUGUGGUGCUGCUCGGGCACAGAUGGCAACGCCUGGUUCGGCGAUGAAUAUUUUGACGUCGCCAACUGGAAGCGUGGUCUUGCGUAUAUGGCGGCGCAUGCUGCGUCGUGGGACGCAUUCACCUCGAUCGGUUUGCGCAAUGAGCUCCGGACCCCCGACACCGAGAACGCGGAGUACCCCUAUAACUGGGCAACAUGGUAUGAUGAGGUGGUGGACGCAGCCGACGUCGUGCACGCCGCGAAUCCGGACGCGCUGAUCUUCCUAUCCGGUCUUAAUUACGACACAACCCUCGCUCCCAUCCCAACCGGUGCCGAUCUCGGCGACGGUCGGACGUUCAACCUCUCGGAUUUCAGCUACGCCGAUCGCCUCGUCCUGGAAUUACACAACUACAACACCGGCGCGACGAACUGCGGCGACCUUUCGGGAGCGCUUUGGAACGGCGGGUUCAACGCCCUCGAUACCGACAAUGAGGAUAUUGUGAACGUCAUGCCCGUCGUCUUGACCGAGUUUGGCUUCGCGCAGGAUGAUACCACUUGGCAGAGCGUGUAUGCGUCGUGUCUCCGAGAGUGGAUCCCUGAGCAGCAGGCGGGGUGGAUGGUGUGGACGAUUAGUGGGAGUUACUAUAUUCGGUCUGGGGGGCAGGAUUUUGAUGAUACUUGGGGAAUCCUCGACCACACGUGGUCGGAGUGGAGGAACGAAGAUGCCAUUGAGCAGGGGCUCCGAGUCAUGGUGGAUGCGUCGCUUUCUCAGUAG